GCUACACAGGGGCGCGUCUGAGGCUCGGCGACGCAGCCCGGGGUGCCCUGCGCCAGGCCCGGGAGAGUGACCGCCGUGCCCGCGUCUCGCCUUCUCUCCCGCAGCUCCCGGCCCCACUCCGCCCAGGGAGUCCGAUGGCGGCGGCGGCCCUGAGGGACCCGCCUGAGGGUGGUGUGACCUUUGAGGACAUUGCCCUGUACUUCUCCUGGGAGGAAUGGAAGCUCCUUGAUGAGGCUCAGAGACGCCUGUACCAUGAUGUGAUGCUGGAGAACUUUGCACUUAUAUCUUCACUGGGUUGCUGCUGUGGAGCAGAGGAUGCAGAAGCACCCUUUCAACGAAGCAUUUCUAUAAGCAUGUCACAGGCCAGGACUCCCAGGGCAAGCUCAUUUUCCCAGAAGAGCCACCCCUGUAAGAAGUGUAGUCUGGUCUUGAGAGGUGUUUUUCACUUGGCUGAGCAUGAAGAAACACAACACAGCCAGAAAGUGUUCGGGUGUAGAAUAUGUAUGAAACGAUUUCAUUUUAGUGCAAACCUCCAAAAACACCAGAAGCAGCAUAUGGAAGAGAAAUCCUUCAGAAAUGCUGUAGUCAGGGCCUUGUUUGUGAAGAGCUUCAAAUACCAUGUGUCAAGGAAGCCCUUUACCUGUGAGGAAGUUGGGAAAGACUUUCUGGCCACCUUGGGACAUCUCCAGCCACAGACCACUCACACCAGGGAGAAGCCAAACAAGAUUGCCCAGCGUGAGGCAACUUUACAAAGCAGAGAAAGUCAUUACAGCCGGGGAGAAUGCAAGAAAGCCUUCAGCCCGAAACAUGCACUUGUUCAGGACCAGGGUGUCCACCCUGGAAGACAUUGUUUUGUGUGCAGUGAAUGUGGGAAGACAUUCAGGUACAAAUCCUCAUUUGUUGUGCACCAGAGAGUGCAUACUGGAGAAAGGCUUCAUGUGUGUCGUGAAUGUGGAAAAUCUUUCAGGCGAACCUCAACCCUCAAUCUGCAUCGAAGAAUUCAUACUGGGGCAAGGCAGUACAAGUGCAGCAAAUGUGGGAAAUCCUUUAACCAAAACUUUGUCCUUAUUUAUCCCUGGAGAAGACACAUUGGAGAAAAUUGUUACCUGUGCAGUGAAUGUGCACAGUUUCCUAGCUGUAGAUCCAUCCUAAUUCGACAACGGACAGUUCACACUGGAGAAAGGCGUUAUGAGUGUACUCAAUGUGGAAUAUCUUUUAGACGAAUAUUUUACCUCAUUGUACACUGGAGGGUUCACACAGGAGAAAGGCCUUAUGAUUGCAGUGAGUGUGGGAACUCUUUUACCAAUAGCUUGGUGCUCGUCCUACACCAGCGAGUACAUAAAGGGGAAAGGCCUUUUGCUUGCAGUGAAUGUGGGAAAUCUUUUACCAAUAGCUCGAUACUCAUUCUCCACCGGAGAGUUCACACAGGAAAAAGACCUUAUGAGUGCAGUGAGUGUUGGAAAUCCUUUAGUCAUCAGUCUUACCUCACUCAACACUGGAAGGUUCAUAAUGGAAAAAGGCCUUACGAAUGCAGUGAAUGUGGGAAAUCUUUUAUGUCUCGCCGUGGCCUCCAUUAUCAUCAGAGAGUUCACACUGGAUCAAGGCCUUAUGAAUGUAGUGAAUGUGGGAAGUCUUUUACCUCUCACUCUGGCCUUCGUUAUCAUCAGAGAGUUCACACAGGAGAAAGGCCUUAUGAGUGCAGUGAGUGUGGAAAAUGUUUUACCUCCAGCUCUGCCCUGUGUUAUCAUCAGAAGACUCAUGCUGGAGAUAGGCCUUUUGAGUGCACUGUAUGUAGGAAAUGUUUUUCCUCUGGUUCCACCCUCAGUAAUCAUCAGAGAGUUCACACUGGAGAAAGGCCUUAUGUGUGCAGUCAAUGUGGGAAAUCUUUUUUCUCUAAUUCCAACCUCAGUAAUCAUCAGAGAAUUCACACAGGAGAAAGGCCUUAUGUGUGCAGUGAAUGUGGGAAAUCCUUUAUCCAAAGAUGUUCCCUUCUUAAACACCAGAGAGUUCACACAGGAGAAAGGCCUUAUGUGUGCAGUGAAUGUGGGAAAUCCUUCACCCAAAGAUGUCACUUUCUUAUACACCAGAGAGUUCACACAGGAGAAAGGCCUUACGUGUGCAGUGAAUGUGGGAAAUCUUUUUCCACUAGUUACAACCUCAGUAAUCAUCAGAGAAUUCACACAGGAGAAAGGCCUUAUUUGUGCAGUGAAUGUGGGAAAUCGUUUAUCCAAAGAUCUUACCUUCUUAUACACCAGAGAGUUCACACAGGAGAAAGGCCUUAUAAGUGUAAUGAAUGUGGGAAAUCUUUUACCACUAGGAGGAAUCUUCGUUAUCAUCAGGGAGUUCACACUGGAUAAAGGCCUUAUGAGUGCAGUGAAUGUGGGAAGUCUUAUAUCUGUAGUUCCAUCCUCCAGGAUCAUCAGAGAAUUGAUGUAAUCAAAAGGUCUUAUGGGGGCUUCCCUGGUGGCUCAGUGGUUAAGAAUCUGCCUGCCAAUGCAGGGGACACGGGUUCGAACCCUGGUCUGGGAAGAUCCCACACGCCGUGGAGCAACUAAGUUUGUGCAUCACAACUACUGAGCCUGUGCUCUAGAGCCCAUGAGCCACAACUACUGAAUCCCUCAUGCCUAGAGCACGUGCUCCGCAACGAAGAGUAGCCCCCACUCGCUGCAACUAGAGAAAGCCCACACCCAGCAACAAAGACCCAACUCAGCCAUAAAUUUAAAAAAUAAUAAUAAAUAUUUUUUAAAAGGUCUUAUGAAUGCACUGUAUAUGGAAAAUCGUUUAGAGCAAAUUCUUAUCUCACUGAACACUGUAGAGUUCACAAUGCAGCAAAGCCUUAUGCAUGCAGUGAAUGUGGUAAAUCUUUUUCAUCUAGGUCCAGACUCUGUUAUCAUCAGAGUGUUAUGAUCAGAACAGGGUCAAGGCCUUAUGAGUGUAACGAAUGUGGGAAAUCUUUUCUGAAGAGUUUUUCACUCAUGGAAUAUCAUGGAAUUCAAACAGGGGGAAGGCCUUAUGAGUGCAGUGAAUGUGGGAAAUCUUUUACUUCUAGAUUUUACUUCAUCAUCUUCAAAUGGUUCACACAGGAGAAAAUACUUAUGACUACAGUAAAUGUGGGAAAUCCUUUAGGGAUAAUUCUCAAGUCAGUACUGCAGAGUUCACACUGGAGAAAGCUGUUAUGAGUGCACUGUAUGUGGCAAAUUAUUUAGCCAUAAAUCUCACCUUUCUCAAUACUGGAGACUAUAUACUAGAAAAAGGUCUUAUGAGUGCAGUGAGUGAAGGAAAUCUUUUACCUGUAUUUCUAGUCUUCAUUAUCAUUAGAGAGUUCAUAUAGGAUGAAAACCUUAUGA
This is a messenger RNA of Physeter macrocephalus (sperm whale), 3347 nucleotides long. Its product is annotated as zinc finger protein 256-like. Lineage: Eukaryota; Metazoa; Chordata; Mammalia; Artiodactyla; Physeteridae. The coding region runs from base 135 to 2357 and encodes 740 amino acids. The transcript has 3 exons. Gene Ontology annotation, biological process: regulation of DNA-templated transcription. The record is from RefSeq and is a predicted model, not a curated record.